Messenger RNA from Melanotaenia boesemani (Boeseman's rainbowfish), 840 nucleotides. RefSeq names its product canopy FGF signaling regulator 1 (gene cnpy1). The transcript has 6 exons. The coding region runs from base 167 to 721 and encodes 184 amino acids. NCBI's taxonomy places the organism in Eukaryota, Metazoa, Chordata, Actinopteri, Atheriniformes, Melanotaeniidae. Gene Ontology annotation, cellular component: endoplasmic reticulum. The record is from RefSeq and is a predicted model, not a curated record.
AAAGUCCUCUUGUGUGAAUGAAAUGUAUCAGAUCUGAUCAUCGUAAUCGAUAACAUGAACACAGAAGAGUAUGUAGGGGAAAAUAGCUACUGACAAAUCGUCAUUUUAACCUGAACAACGUUGUCAUCCGAGUCCGAAAGAAAGCACUUCCUGUCAGGGUAUCAGAAUGAAGUCCUGGAUGUUUCAGGUGACUGUGAUGAUGCUGUCAGUUUUCAGCAGCCAGGCGAAGAGAGACAAAGUGCUCUACUGUUCUGCAUGCAAAGCGAUAGUGGAUGAACUGAACUACUCGAUCAGUCAGGUGGACCCAAAGAAGACUAUCAAUGUUGGCAGUUUUAGACUCAACCCUGAUGGAACCAUGAAGGACAAAAAGGUCCCGUUUGCUCGCUCAGAGACCCACCUCAGUGAGCUCCUGGAUGGGGUGUGCAACAGCAUGAGUGACUACGCCCUCCAUGUGGACCCAGACACCCAGCAGAAGCAGUACAUGAGGUUUGCUCCCAGAAGCAGCGCAUCCACAGAGAACUUUCCAGACUUCAAAAACUUCCAGUUUGACGGACCCGAGGCAUCCAACGAGCUGAAAUUUGCAUGUGAGACGGUGGUGGAGGAGCUGGAGGACGCCUUCAUCUCUGCAUUCAGCCAGGACAGAGAGGACAUGCAGGAAGAGUUAUGCAGCAGAGUCUCAGAUUUCUGUUCAGGCAACAGCCACACAAACGAGGAGUUAUAGAUCUUCCUGUGAUCAUAACAGAUUCAUCGCAGACUUUGAUAAAGAUCAGUUUUUCUAAACUUAACUGAAAAUCUUUGUAAAGAAAUAAAAAGAUGUGUGGAUCAGUGUCCAACAGGUCA